UACCGUUUGCUGAGCCGUUUGGAACGCGAGCGCCGUGAGCGCCAUUGUGAAAAACGUGAAAAAUGAAUUUUCCACCCUGGGCAGUCGAUGCGCUUGGGACGCCCGAGCAUGUGCCGUCGCCUGUCAGCGUUUAACAAGUGUUUUUCCUUAAAAGUUUUCCCCCCCUCAACAAGCAUCUUGUAGGCGUGGGCCUAGCGGAAAUGAGAAAAUUUAAUUUUAACAAAUAUUAAUUGUCAUUCAGUGUCAAAUCGAAUUGGAAAACGUGUGUGGUUGUCUGUGUUUUUUGUGUAAUUUCGUAAAUAAUAAAUGAAAAUAAUAACUAUAUGUGACUUAAGUGUGUUAAAAACUAAACCAGUCAGAGAUUAAAAUAUUUUAUUAAAAAGAAAAUCCCAUCAAGUUCUUCAAGUUGAAAGCAUUUAAACUACAACAAAAAUACGAAAAUAAUUGCAACAAAGAAAACAACGAUUUGUUUAUUAAACGAAAAACGAAAGAAAAACACACGCAAAACGAAGAGGGGAAUAAAUGGAUUUAGAAAUAGAUGAUAAUUAAAAUAAACAGCAGAGAAAGCGAAGGAAUAAUUAAGAGAGGAAAAUAUGUUUAAUUUGCUGCAAAGAUCGCGUCGUGGAAAAGCGCAGAAGAUAGUCUUAGAUGAAGAGGAGGAGGAUACCGGACAGAUACCCAAGAGAUAUAGUAAGAUCGGAGAUAUAUCUGAUUCUCGAAGAGCUAAAGAGCAGCCGGAAAGAGCACGACGGGCAGUGAUCGAAGAGCUGGAGGACUUUGCCAGCGACUUUGACAACGACGACGAUGGCAACGGGAACGGCAAAGGCAACGACGGCGGCGACGACGAAGAGCGUUUAAAAUUAGCAAAAACAGCUGCUAAUGGCCGCUCCGACAAUUUGUAUAUAAAUAAAAUGGGCGGAGAUGCGAGGACGUGGACGUUUUCCUCGGGCGGUGAUCGAAAUGCGGCUACCAGCAGUCAAAACGAGGCAGCCAGCGCGAUCGCGAGCGUUGGUGGUCAACUAAUUGGCACUAUCGAGCCCCAAAUCGAUGGCCCAUUAACUAUAACACAUCGCCAUCGUAUCGAAAUCGAACCGCAAAAACGACAAUCUCUGCUCUCCAUUGGCAGUUUCAAGCUAACAAAUUCUAGCAAAGAAAGUCCAGACAACGAGAAAGAAAAAAAGAGGAAAACUCUGCAAAAGAGUCGCGAUUUUCUUAGCGACAUUUUCAUGGCGCGUGGUCGAAAUCAUCAGCGUCAAAAGCAGCAACAGCAACAGCAACAGCAACAGCAACAUGGCAAGCCAAAUAAAUCGAAUAAAAGUAAUGCCAAAGACGUAAUCGCCGCCACCACCACCACACACCUUGAAACGAACUCCGACCCCGCUCUGGCAUCCCCGACUACUUAUCAAAUGACUUUGGCUAAUAAUAGCCCAGAGAAUAGCGGCCAACGAAGAGCAACGAUCGAAGAGCAAAGUAAGCCAGCUGGAGUGCCAGAAGAGUGCGAAAGUUUUUCCGCAGAGAACGAGCAUUUUCCGACAGAGAUCGAGCCGGAAAAAGAGCCCACAACGACCAUGCGUUCGUCGUCGUUCAUUCAAGCGGCAAACGUUGAGCGGCCAACAGCAUUUGCCGAACAUCAGCAACAGGAGCAGCAGCAACAGCCGCCCGGCAAUGCAAUUGCUGACUCGCAGCAACAUCAAGCGCCAGCACAGCAGCAACAUCAACAUCAACAUCAUCAUCAGCAGCAGCAGCAACAUCAGCAAUUAAGUGACAUAACCAUGGGCCAAACCAGUGCCAAACCGAAUGAAAUCAGCUCGGCCCACAGUUCGCGUGCCAGUACGCCGCGUGAUUUUCGUGAGUCGGUCGUGAGUCAGCCGCAGGCCCCGCCCAGGCAUCAAAAGUCACCGGAAGUGCCAAAAAUCACUGUAGAAGAUUGUAGUUUUCCGGAGGAAUUAGCACCGAAAACACAGGAUAUAUACUACGAACUAAAUGAACCAGCUGAAGACUCUCUAAACAUCGAAGAACUCAACGAGGCGCAUAUAGAAACCCUGGAAGACGAGGUCUUUACAUCGGAUAUACCAGCAACUAUUUAUCAGAACAACAAUGGUCGUCCCUGGACACGCUUGAGUCAUGUCAAGUUGGAGAAUGUCCAGGAGGAGGCAGAGGAGGAAGAAGAUGAAGACCAGGAAAUGGAUGAUGUAGAUGAGGCAGUGGACUUGGACUAUGAACCACACAUAUCUAACAGUCAUUCAACGAAUGGCAACUCUCGACAAUCGGCCAGCAGCGAGCGGAGUGCCCUGAAAAGUGAUUCCAAUCUAAGUACCAGCUAUGCAGAUUCCGGAAUCGGGGAACAGGAGUUACCCGGGCAGCACCAGCACCAGCCGGAGCAUCAGCAACCGCCACAACCACCGCCACGCAGUUCAUCGCAUAUGGCAACCAACCAAAAUCUGAGCCACACCUCCUUUAUACGCGAUGGCAACUCCACCGACUGCGAGGAGACCUUUCUGCAGUGCGACGAACUCGACGACAUUGAGCGUUUCAGCGAGUUCAGCGAGCGUUUGGUAUGCAUCGAGAGUAUCAGUCUGCCGGAUGUGGUUGUAGAGUCAACGACCGCCAAUGCAACCACAUCAGGAACAACAUCAUCAUCAACAGCAGCAGCAGGAGGAGCGACAGCGACAGCGACAUCAAGAACAUCACCAUUGGCUACCACAAAUGGCGGCGAUUCGCAGAUCAACAUCAAUAUUCCCAAUGGUGCGGGGGGCAAUAGCCUGGGCAAUGUGCACUUCAUACCCAUCCAUGUCGAGGGACGCAGUCGCAGCAACAGUCCCAAACAGCGCAGCCGGGACGACAGUUGCAUUGGCCAGGAUAUGACGCCCUGCAUUGAGAUCAUCGAGGAUGGCAGUAUCCUCAAUAAGCCAGUGCGUCAGGAGAGCCCCUUUGACAAUCAGGAACUCAGAAAGGAACUGAAACAGCAGAAAGCAAGGUUUGCAAGCCAAUUGGAUGAGGCCCACAAAAAUGCCAGCCAGCUGGAGGCCAAGGUUGCUGAUAUGCAGUUCAAGAUCCAGAAAUUGGAACAGGAACUCUCCGUCAAGCAGUGGAAUGUGGAAAGGCUUCAAGGUGAACUGAAUGCCGCCCACAAGGACGAUGAGUAUGUCCGGAAAAAGCUAAAACUUUUAGAAGAUGAAAAAGUCCAUCUGAGGCACAAAUACAGCGAAAAUCAAGAUGAAUUCCAGAUCAAAUAUGACGAACUCGAAGCUCAGUAUAACGAACUAACCGAGAAGUACAAACUGACCCAGGGCCUGGCCAAAAGUCUGCAAACCCAAUUGGCCUGCGCCCAGGUCGAGGCUGAAGAAUGGCGUCAGCAGGUGGAGAAGAUCCGAGCGGAUCUCGAAGAGCAGAUAAGGAUAUUGAAAAACGCUCUAGAAAACUCGGAGGCCGAGAGAAAAAUCUGCGAAGACAAAUGGCAAAAGGAGUUCGAAAUGCUCAGGACACAUAAUCGAGAACGCGAGGAAUCUCUGAUGACGGACUGCGAGUGGCAGCUGCGGCAGAUGCAACGCCAGUGCAAGGACAAGAUGGACAAGUCGAACUACGAGAGGAAACAGGCUUCUGCCAAGGCCGAGGAACUGGAACUGGAGCUGCAGUCUCGAAGGAGGGAAUCCGAGAUGCUGCGCACCUGCCAGGCGCAGGUUAACUCCCUAAGGGGCGUGGUCAGCGAACAGGAGCAGUCCAUUCAAACCCUUAUGGAUCGCAUCGAGAACCUUAAGGGGGAUCUGCAAUCGGCCAAUGAGAACCUCGAAACACAGAUCGAGGCGGUGCACAAGAUCAAAUAUCAGUGUGAUAAUGCCAUCUAUGACAAGGAGCGUCAAAUGAUCUACAAAAUCGAUGAGGUGCGCAACGAGGCAGCCGCCUUCUGGGAAAACAAACUUUACACAGAGAUGACAAGACUGACUAAUGAACUGGAGUCCGUGUAUGUGGACGAGCGCCGGGAUGCGUUGGACAAACUGCAGAACGAGCACAUCGAGGAGCUAAGGGCCUUGACCAAUAGAUAUACCUCCAACGAGGAGGAACUGCGAGCCGAGAUUGAAGAUCUCCACGUGAGCCUGGAGCUGAAGAAACAGGAUUUUCUCAGUCUGCGCGAACGCUCGGACAAUGCCCUUCUCCAGACCCGAAUGCAUUUGGAUAAGGCCGAUCGGGAGUACCAGAAUGCCAUGUGCCGUGAGGAGGAUCGUCGCGUGGAGCUGGAGGAGAAGCUGAAGAAGGAAUUCGAAACGGAAAAGGCCGAGAUGGAGGAAAAGUUCCGCGAAAGACUGGGCCAAGUCAAGGAAGAGUUCGCCAAGGAGCUGCAGUUAUCCACGCAGGACAUGGUCGAUUCGCAUAGGAAGGAGCUGGACUCUCAAAAAGCCAAGUUGCAGUCAGAGAAGGACGAGGCGUUGCAGGAACUUGUGGAACGACAUCGCGCGAAAAUGGCCGCUGCCGAUGAACGAAUCAACAUGGAUCAGCAUUUAGGUCGAUCGACAAGCUCUCUGGCUCUGUGGGCUUUGGCCAAGGGGGCGUGGCCGUAUAUGCCAACACUAUAUGUGCUAUAUCUGACCAUGUCGCCGCUGAUCGCCAUUGCAUGCUUGGUGUUUAACAUAGUCGCUGUGCUAUAUAUCAAAUAUCGUCAUUUCUUAGCCGAUGUGGAACUUCGGCACCAGCGCAAUCUCAAGGACCUGAAGGCGGCCUACGAUGCCGAGAAGGCGGCGCUGGACAAGCGCGACAUCAGCAACGCCAACGAGAUCGAGCAGCUGCAUCGCAAGUGCCGCUGCCUGACCAAUCUCUUCGAGGAGAUGAGAAUGCGUUACGAAAGACGGGAUCCUCGGGCCGAGGAUCUGCGUGAGAUAUCCGAACUAAGAACGAGAUGCGAAAGUCAGGAGCGAGAUCUUUACGUACUAACCGAUCGCCUGAGGGAGAUGCAGAUCCAAAUGUCGGAGAUGCAACAAAAUGGUGAACAAAAAGGCAGUGGAAAGUCGGUAAAGAAACCGCCGCCCAAAUCGAUAGCCACCAGCUGUGACGUCAUAUACGAGGAAAACGAAGAGCGGGAAUCCCCAGAGCAGGAAAAUGGUGAAAAUUCCUCUCAAGGAGAUGAUGAUGAUGAGGAGGAGAUCGAACAGGAACCCAGCGAUACAGAGUCGAAUCACACGAUCGAGGUGAAUGGAAAAUCCGAUCGAAUCAAUGAAGAUGAUGCCCAUUUAAUCACCGCUGUGUGAUCCCAAAACUUCUUCUAUAUUUUCCAAAUUUGUGGCUGUAUUUUUCGAGAUCCCCGAGAAGUGGAUGUUCCAGGACCAAGGAUGUGUGAUCCCAAGAGCUUUGGCGCUCUCUCUGUGCUGCCUGUCUGUAUCGCAGGAUAUGGAAAUCGAACCAAUCAUCAAAAAAACAAAAAUCGCUCAAAGCUUGAACUCAUAAAAAUUGUAAAUGAAAUUUCUGAAUUUUGGUUUUUGAAACCGCAAAAAAA
Molecule: messenger RNA, 5485 nt
Organism: Drosophila eugracilis
Lineage: Eukaryota; Metazoa; Arthropoda; Insecta; Diptera; Drosophilidae
Exons: 14
Coding region: 594-5240 (1548 amino acids)
Biological process (GO): regulation of transcription by RNA polymerase II
Cellular component (GO): nucleus
Molecular function (GO): transcription cis-regulatory region binding
Source: RefSeq, a predicted model, not a curated record